Messenger RNA from Solanum stenotomum, 768 nucleotides. RefSeq lists its product as uncharacterized. NCBI's taxonomy places the organism in Eukaryota, Viridiplantae, Streptophyta, Magnoliopsida, Solanales, Solanaceae. The transcript has 2 exons. The coding region runs from base 1 to 768 and encodes 255 amino acids. The record is from RefSeq and is a predicted model, not a curated record.
AUGUCGAAUUUGUCAAAGCUUGAAUUUUUGGCACUUGACAUUUCUGGAAAGAACUAUUUGUCAUGGGUACUUGAUGCUGAAAUUCACUUUACCGCUAAGGGUCUUGGUGAUAUUAUAAUCGAAGGAAAUAACGCAUUAAGUCAUGAUAAAGCGAAAGCUAUGAUAUUCCUGCGUCAUCAUCUUAAUGAAAACCCGAAGGUUGAAUAUUUAAUAGUGAAAGAUCCACUUGAAUUGUGGGUAGGUUUGAAAGGGAGGUAUGACCACCUCAAGGCAAUGAUAUUGUCAAUGGCUCGUUACGAGUGGAUGCACUUACGACUUCAAGAUUAUAAAACCCAUAAUUACUUUUUAAUGAAAAAUCAGGAAGCCUGUCCCGUUGGAAGUGCUCCAUUAUCGGAGGCACACGGGGUAGAAGCAAACGGUCAGUCUGAAAUAAGACAAAGUAAUCAGGGCCAUGAUAAUGUGUGUGGGUGUGGAAAAGCCAAAAGACGAUAUAAUAAUUGUCAAGGUGGCGGUCAUAACAAAAGGGAGAACAAUAUGGGUUCUCAAAAUAAUCCUUCUAAAGGCAAGGGAGAUCACUGUCAUCAUAGUGGCCUUAAAGGUCACUGGAAAAAUGAAUGUUGGACACCUGAGCAUUUUGUCAAGCUAUAUCAAAACUCCUUUAAAAGGAAAGGAAAUAAAAGUCGUGCCUCCUCUUUUAAUGCCCGAGUAGAGUCACAUUUGACUCUCAAAGAUGAUGCUCAGGCAGGGUCUUCUCAAAAAUAUGAUUAG